Tribolium madens (black flour beetle) is the source of this 1517-nucleotide messenger RNA. It is a transcript of the gene HSPBAP1, whose product is annotated as HSPB1-associated protein 1. The coding region runs from base 167 to 1321 and encodes 384 amino acids. The transcript has 7 exons. Lineage: Eukaryota; Metazoa; Arthropoda; Insecta; Coleoptera; Tenebrionidae. Gene Ontology annotation, molecular function: 2-oxoglutarate-dependent dioxygenase activity. The record is from RefSeq and is a predicted model, not a curated record.
UGACAUAACCUAGAAAUCACACAAAAAACGCAAAUAAAACAGAAUUGACACUAAAUUUCAGGAAAAAGCCAUAUAAUUAAUGCAAUAAAGUAGUCUGAUGGUGGUUUUUUUUGCCUAAAAGCCCCCACUUUCAAGUUUGUUUUACAUAACCUAUAUUUUUUGAGAAAUGGAGCAACAAAUAAAAGACUUGAUUUUGAGCUCGAAGGAGCCUCUAGUGUUCAAAAAUUACAUAAAUUGGGGCUUAGUGACGUGGGGCCUCCCCGACUGGCGUAACAUGCUCAAAAAUGAAGAAUUGUUGUUUCGUUGUGGCACAAAAUCCUUCACUCAAGAGCCCCAAUGGGAGCGCACCACGGGGACUAAAAACGCCCCAUUUGAGGAGUUUAUUUCGUUUACGGAAAGUGCCCCCAAUGGUUGGAUGUAUUUCGACUACAAAUACCUCAAAGACUGCUUUAAAACCAGCAAAGAGUUGAAAAAAGAAAUAAAUUGGGGCCUUUUCGGGUUUCCUGAACUGUCUUCAGAGGACUCCACAAUUUGGAUUGGGUCUCAAGGGGCCCACACCCCGUGUCAUAUCGACACUUACGGUUGUAAUAUAGUUGCCCAGAUUCACGGCCGAAAACAAUGGAUUUUAUUCCCCCCUGGGGAGGACUUAAAACCCACAAGAAUUCCCUACGAAGAGUCGAGUAUUUACUCCAAAUUGAACUUUUUUAGCCCCACUAUUGCAGAUUUUAACGGAGUUGGAAAUUGUAGGAGAGUUGUCCUGGAGCCAGGAGAUGCCUUAUUUGUGCCCCACAAAUGGUGGCACUAUGUCGAAAAUUUAGAUACGGCAAUUAGUGUCAACGUUUGGGUGCCUCUGCCUGAGGAUCACGAAGAGAGGUUCAAGGAGGCUCUAGUGCAGUUUUUCAUCACACAAGUGACACAAAACCUUGACUUUGAAACGAAAAAAGUGAUUUUAAACCCGAAUUCUGACCAAGAAAUUGGAAGUAUGACUUUGGACGUUGCACUCGACGUUGUUAAUAAAUGUAAAGACAUUUUUUCAAAGACAAGGACUGAAAAACGGCCAAUUUCAGUCAGAAAUGAGAGUUUUACUUUUGUAGACAAAAUUCCGGUUUUGUCGUCCCAAGAUUUCAACAAAUUUUUGGAAAAUCAGAAAAGCCGAUUUGGGAACACUAAAAAUGAAACUGAAAAACGCAAUUUUCCUGAAAUAAUCAAUUUAAUCGAAGCUUUCAGCCACCCUGAAAUUAUUUCAUUGGUUGGAAAAAAAUUGUCAAAUCAAGUCGCUUAUGAUUUUUUCAAAUUGCACAAAAAUCUUAACUCUGAAUAAAUAAUUAAAUUAAAAGCGUUACAUCGACUACAAAACUUAUUAUUACACCCUAGUAAUGAUGCAAAAGUAAAAUUUGUAGUUUUAUAAUUUAUUUUUGUAAAAAACAUGGCCUACUUCAUCAGUCUUCCGCUGCGUAACUAAGAACCGUUAAAACCCAUCACACCAGCUUCCAAUUAUUAAAGUCCAAUAUUAAAAA